AUGUCCAGUGAAGAAGAUAAACCACCGGCUCCACCAGUACGUCUCACCAGCAAUCGUGGUGGUGAUCGUGUGGGAGGUUCCAUAACAGGGAGUGGUGGUGAUGGACCACCAGUCGAUAUGCGCCCCCUGCCAAAAGAACCCGAUGAUCCAGAUCGCAAGAAAAAAACUCUGAAAAAUAAAAUCAAAGGCUCUAAGCCAUCACAUCAGGAUUCAAAACCGAAUAUAUCGUAUCCCACAAAUUUCGAACAUACUGUACAUGUGGGUUUCGAUGCGGUUACAGGAGAAUUUACGGGUAUGCCGGAAGCAUGGGCACGUUUGCUUAUGAAUUCGAAUAUCAGCAAACAAGAACAAAAGAAAAAUCCUCAAGCUGUAUUAGAUGUGCUCAAGUGGUUCGAUAAUACCACCAAACAGAGGCCAAGUUCCAAGUACAUGACAAAUGCCAUAACCACACAUUCGGGAUCCUCAUUAAGUCGAGUUAGCAGCAGCAGUCCCAGCAGUACACCCACAGACAGUGAGCUGCAUGGCUCAAACAGUGGUGGCAAUUUAAUUGGUGUCAACAUUAGCAGUUUGAAUAUUGGCGGUUCAAAUUCCAGUGGCGGUUAUGUUGGCAAUCAUCAUACACCUUCCCAUCAACAUCAUCAACAGCAACAUCAUUAUCAACAACAGCCACAACCACCACAUCAUCUCCAUCAAUCGCCACAAAAUGCCUCAUCGCAUCAUCAACAGACCGCCGGUUGUGCUGCUGGUCAACAUGCUACAAUUAGUCAAUCACAUUCAUAUAAUUUUGGUGGCAAUACAGCCUCAUCGUCAUCGCAACAUUCAUCGGCGAAUGAAGAUGAUAUUUUGGGUACACCACAACCGCCACCACCUCCUAUUGCCUCACGGCCCGAACGUACGAAAUCCAUAUAUACACGACCCAUAGAAGAUGUUGUACCGCAACAGCCUGCUGUUAUAACGCCCAUAUUACCACCGCCAACCGCGGCACCUGCGACCACACCAACAACACCACAACAUAACAAUGUGGCCCAGCCACAAUUUAAAACGCCAACAACAGUGGCAGCCGCCUCAACAUUGGACAAGAAUAAAAAUAAUGCGAAUUUGUAUGCCGCCAACGAUACAAAUACAAAUAAUCUGACAGCAGCAACGGCAGGGGCAGCACCAGGUGCUGCCACCGUUGCUGGCCCACAAGCGACGACGGCGGGUACUACCACCACAACAGGUGGUACAACAACCACACAACAACGAUCUGGAGCUGCGAAAAAGAAGAAAAUGUCCGACGAAGAAAUUCUCGAGAAGCUACGCACCAUUGUCUCCGUUGGCGAUCCCAAUCGUAAAUACACGAAAAUGGAGAAAAUCGGCCAGGGAGCCUCGGGCACCGUCUACACCGCCAUUGAAUCUUCCACUGGCAUGGAAGUGGCCAUCAAACAAAUGAAUCUAUCCCAACAGCCGAAAAAAGAACUGAUCAUCAAUGAAAUUCUCGUUAUGCGAGAAAAUAAACAUCCGAAUGUUGUCAAUUAUUUGGACAGCUAUUUGGUGUCGGAAGAACUGUGGGUGGUUAUGGAAUACCUGCCAGGUGGUUCGUUAACCGAUGUUGUAACGGAAACCUGUAUGGAUGAGGGACAAAUUGCGGCAGUGUGUCGUGAAGUGUUGCAGGCACUAGAAUUUUUGCACUCCAAUCAGGUUAUACAUCGUGACAUCAAGAGUGAUAAUAUCCUGCUUGGGUUGGACGGUUCGGUGAAGCUGACCGAUUUCGGUUUUUGUGCACAAAUCUCACCGGAACAAUCGAAGCGGACAACAAUGGUGGGUACACCAUAUUGGAUGGCACCCGAAGUUGUGACACGAAAACAAUAUGGGCCGAAGGUCGAUUUAUGGUCACUCGGCAUCAUGGCCAUUGAAAUGGUAGAGGGCGAACCACCCUAUCUGAAUGAGAAUCCAUUAAAAGCCUUGUACCUCAUUGCUACAAAUGGCAAGCCUGAAAUUAAGGAAAAGGAAAAACUAUCGGCAGUAUUUCAAGAUUUUCUCGAUCAAUGUCUCGAGGUGGAGGUUGAUCGUCGGGCUAGUGCAAUGGAACUGCUGAAGCAUCCAUUCUUAAAAUUGGCUCGUCCAUUGGCCAGUUUGACACCAUUGAUUAUGGCCGCCAAGGAGGCCACCAAGGGUAACUGAUUAAAGCAGCAACACUGAUUUCUGUUGAAACUUUUUUCUUAAACAAAAACAAAAAAUUAUUAUUCUAUAUAUAAAAAUUGUUUUAUU
This is a messenger RNA of Musca vetustissima, 2250 nucleotides long. RefSeq names its product serine/threonine-protein kinase Pak (gene Pak). Gene Ontology annotation, cellular component: cytoplasm. The record is from RefSeq and is a predicted model, not a curated record. Gene Ontology annotation, biological process: intracellular signal transduction; regulation of MAPK cascade; regulation of axonogenesis. The transcript is spliced from 7 exons. NCBI's taxonomy places the organism in Eukaryota, Metazoa, Arthropoda, Insecta, Diptera, Muscidae. Bases 1 to 2163 code for a protein of 720 amino acids. Gene Ontology annotation, molecular function: ATP binding; protein serine/threonine kinase activity.